Triticum aestivum (bread wheat) is the source of this 2501-nucleotide messenger RNA. RefSeq names its product outer envelope protein 64, chloroplastic. The record is from RefSeq and is a predicted model, not a curated record. Gene Ontology annotation, molecular function: protein binding. Lineage: Eukaryota; Viridiplantae; Streptophyta; Magnoliopsida; Poales; Poaceae. Bases 187 to 2106 code for a protein of 639 amino acids. The transcript has 12 exons.
UCCCCACGGCGCUUGUUAUCCAUCCACCACGCGGCCUUCUCCUUCCGGGCCUCGCCGUCUUCCUCCUCCUCCCCCCAUCCCCACCGCCCUCGCCUCAAAAACCCCGCCCCCCUAAAAACCCUAGCCCUCGAAUUUGCCCCCGCCGGUCCGCCCUCUCGGAGCGUACGGGCCCCUCCUCCCCUGCGCAUGGCGUCCUCGACGGCCGCCAACCUCUGGGUGCUGCUCGGCCUCGGCAUCGCCGGCGUCCUUCUGGCGGCGAAGCGGCUCAAGCGCCCCGCCCGCCCGGACCACGGCGCCUUCGUGUCGCGCCUCGAGCUCCUGCCGCCCCCUCAGCCCCCGCCGCCUCAGGCGCGCCACCCCCUCACCGACCUCUGCUUCGCCAUCGCCGACGCAUUCCAUGUCAGUGGUUAUAUAACAAGUUUUGGCAGCCUAGAAUGGGCGAAGACACACGAUGCAGCAACACAAACAUCUCUAGUGGUUUCAACUCUUGUAGACGGUGGUGCUAUUUGUGUUGGGAAAACUGUUAUCGAUGAGAUGGCAUAUAGUAUCCAUGGCGAGAAUAAACAUUUUGGUACACCAACAAAUCCUGCAGCUUCCGAUCGAGUACCUGGAGGAUGCUCAAGUGGAUCAGCUGUUGCUGUUGCUGGUGGCAUGGUAGAUUUUGCCUUGGGUAUUGAUUCCAUUGGAGGAGUAAGGGUACCAGGUGGCUAUUGUGGCGUACUGGCGUUCCGGCCUUCACACGCUGUUAUAUCCAACAGUGGUGUUAUUCCUGUAGCUCCUAGCCUAGACACUAUAGGCUGGUUCGCAAAGGAUCCGAUUGUACUGCGUCGUGUUGGUCAUCUUCUUCUGAAAUUAUCUUAUACUGAUAUUCGUCUACCAAGACACUUCUACAUAGCAGAUGAUUGUUUUGAAAUUUCAAAGAUACCUGCAAGAAGGUUUACUCAGGUGGUCACAAAAUCUGUGGAAAAGCUGUACGGAAGACAAGUCUUGAGUCAUGUGAAUCUUGGAAAUUAUUUGGCUUCAAAAAUACCCAGUCUGCGGAACUAUUCAAACGGGCAAAAGAAUGGGGACUCAAAGUUUUCUUCAUUGCAAGCACUUUCUAGUGCCAUGCAGUUGCUUCACAAGCAUGAAUUUAGAGAUCAGCAUAACGAGUGGAUAAACUCAGCAAAGUCUGCUGUUGAUGCUUCCAUAGUUGGUAAUUUGUCUGAUGAUGGUGAUUCAACUAUUAAUAUCGUCCAAGAUGCAAGAAAGGAAGUGCGCUUAGCUCUCAACACACUUCUUAAGGAUGAUGGAAUUCUGGUCAUCCCAACUGCUCUGGGAUGCCCUCCAAAACUUAAUGCCAGGGAGCUCUCGUCUACAAGCUACAAUGCUGAGACAUUAUGCCUUCAAUCUUUAUCUAGUAUGUCUGGGUGUUGUCAGGUUACUGUUCCCAUCGGUACACAUGACAAGUGUCCUAUUUCGGUUUCCUUCAUUGCGAGGCAUGGUGGUGAUCGCUUUUUGCUGGACACCACUCAAGCCAUAUAUGCCACCAUCCAAGAGCAAGUUGAGAUCCUAGCAAAAUCUAAUCCUUCAAGUAAAGAGGCGAUGAACGAAGAAGCUGCUGAAGCUGCUAAAGAGAAAGGUAACAGUGCAUUUAAGGAGAAGCAAUGGCAAAAGGCAAUAAAUUUAUAUACUGAAGCAAUCAAAUUAAAUGGCAAAGUAGCCACAUACUACAGUAACAGGGCCGCGGCUUUUCUAGAACUAGCUAAGUACGAUCUUUUCUCCCUUUGUAAUUUUGUCUCCAAUCUAUCUUUGAGAGCUGGCAUGUAUGAAUGUUUGCCAUUUAUCUUUGAAGAGCUUGGAUGCAUGAGUGUUUAUUUGGCACUUCGGUUACUCAUGAUUAUCCGUUUUGGACCUUUCAGUUACCGCCAAGCUGAGACAGAUUGCACUAGCGCCAUCGAUAUUGAUCCAAAGAUUGUCAAAGCUUACUUGCGAAGAGGCACGGCAAGAGAGAUGCUUGGAUACUAUAAGGAUGCUGUCGACGAUUUUAGCCAUGCCCUUGUUCUAGAACCAAUGAACAAGACGGCUGGUGUAGCUAUUAAUAGAUUAAAGAAGCUAUUCCCGUAAGUGCCAAGCCCAUGGAAUUAUUUCUCUGAAAAUAUGGCUGCUGAUUUUGUGCACAAACAACUUCUUCGUGUCUUGGGGAUGGAACGGAAGUACCUGAGCGCCAUGGAUCUGUGAUGCCACAUAUGCUCUUGUGGGCUUUGCAAGGUACUGAAUCGUCAUUGCUGGUGGCAACGGAGUUGUCAUCUGUGGAGUCAUUUUACAUGUUCUCCCCCAAGUUUUGAUAAAGCAAAGUAAAAAAAGCAUAGGUUUGGAGAGUCGAUCAUAGCAGCAAUGUCCUCAGAUGUGAUCUACCAAUGCGCUCCCGCCAUGUAUAAUAUCGAUUUUGACAAUUAUUUGUUGAAACAUCUUGAUUUUGCCAGUGAAAUGGUCCGCAGUGCUGCCGUAUGCAUCCUUUU